UUUAAAAUUCCACAAAAGAGUAAUACAUGUAUCUUAAUUAAAUGGAUCAUUGUCAUGUGGAAACUGAUAGUGAGGAUGAGCUUCCAAGCAAUUGGGAGGAACGGGUUUCAGCCAAUGGAUUCAUUCAUUACGUUAAUGUUGAGAAAAAUCAGAUCCAGUUGAAUCAUCCAAGAACAAAUAAAAUGAAAAGAGUUCCAGUUGAAUUGCCUUACAACUGGAAGAAAACAGUUGAUGCUGACAAUAAAGUCAUUUACAUCAAUGAAUUAGAGAAUCGUGAGACAAAAACAGAUCCACGUUUGGCAUUUUCUCAGGAAUUUGCAAAUGAUAAGCUUCGACAGAGAUUUGAUUCAUCCACAAAAGCAGUUUCAAUACUUUACGGGAAGAAUUUGACUGGUCAAGUGGCGUUAGUCACAGGUGCAUCAAGUGGAAUUGGAUAUGAAACUGCAAGAUCACUGUCUAAUUUUGGAUGUGAAAUCAUUUUUGCUUGCAGAAAUGAGAAAGUAACAAAUGAGAAAAUGAAGGCACUGGAAGUUGAAAAUAGUCGUGCUAAGCUUAAUUUCAUUCAAGUUGAUCUAACGAAUUUAAAGUCAUGUAAAGAAUUUUGUGAUAAAGUCAAGCUUCAAUAUCAGCAUAUCAAUUAUUUAAUUCUAAACGCUGGAGUUUUUGGACUGCCUUAUUAUUUGACUUCAGAUGGACUUGAAACAACUUUUCAAGUUUGUCACUUGUCGCAUUUUUACAUUACUCAACAGUUGUCUUCACUACUCAAUGAAAAUUCAAGAGUAGUUAUUGUAUCCUCAGAAUCUCAUCGUUUUGCAAGCUUACCUGCAUUGCCACUAACCAAGGAAAUCUUGAAUCCACCGCCUGCAAAAUAUUGGAGCAUGCUGCAAUAUAAUAAUAUCAAAUUAUGCAAUAUACUAUUCGCGAUGGAACUAGCAAAGAAAUGGCAGUCACGAGGAAUCAGUGUCUUUGCUCUACAUCCUGGAAAUCUUGUGUCUACAAAUCUCUCACGUCAUUGGUGGUUCUAUAAAGUUAUAUUUGCUGCCGUCAAAUCUUUCACGAAAAACCUAGAACAAGCUGCAAGCACAACAAUUUAUUGCUCAAUUGCUGAUGAAUUAAAAGGACUGAGUGGUUUAUACUUCAACAACUGCUAUAUUUGUCAACCAUCAAAAUUAUCAUUAAAUGAAAAUUUGGCUACAGAAUUAUGGAAUUUAAGUGACGAGAUCAUAAAUGAGAUUCUUCAGAAAACAUAAUUAAACUGCACU
Chironomus riparius is the source of this 1262-nucleotide messenger RNA. NCBI's taxonomy places the organism in Eukaryota, Metazoa, Arthropoda, Insecta, Diptera, Chironomidae. The record is from the annotation of a GenBank genome assembly.